CCAACCCAAUCAUCUCGCUUUCUGAGCGCGGGGGGCAAAUGGCGCCAAGUUCCAGCUCCACGAAUCGAGCGCGACGGAAAUCGCCGCAACAGCCACCCGUCGUCCGAGUUGGAACGUUCUCCGCGUCGACAAUGUCCUCCUCAUCAGCGUCCUCGUCAGCGUCCUCGUCAGCGCCGUCCGAGUCCGAGUCCGAGACCAGUGAGCCGGAUCGCUCUGCUCGUCCAAAUCCCCACGUUGUCGCCCACCGUCCGGCACAGGCCGACGAGGCCGCCACGACGACGGAUGACGAUCAAGCCGAGAGCACCACGGACGAUGCUGAUAGUGAUGAGAAUGAUGAGCAUGACCAAGACGCGGACGCGGACGACGAUUCGUCUGCUGCGAGCUCGACAACGACCGCCACGAGCGAGGAUCAACCGACCGCUGGAUUGACCGACGAAGCGCUGCAGUCGACGCAGCAGCCACAACGAGCAGCAGCACAGCAGCAACGAAGCGUGUUUGACUUUCCAGACGAGACCGAGGACGAGGAUCUUGAUGAUCAGGGUGACCAGGAGACGGAAAUCCCGCCAACAAUGCCAACAAUGUCCUCAAUCGCGGUGAUGGACGUACGCAAGAUGCCAAUGACCAUUCCCUCGCAGGAAAUCUUUGUGCCAAACACGCAGGACUCCUCUUCGCAGAAUUCAGACUCGACCACGCUGUCUGGAUUGGCUCGAAUGCGCUCGCAGCGAACGCUUUCGCAGCUUGCCGCGUCGCAGCAAAGCAACAAAUCUCCGAGCCAAAUUCCACCGACAUUUGAGGACGAGAGCAGCGGCUCAGAGCGCUCGAGUAGUCUGAGCAGCAGCAGCAGCAGCAGCAGCAGCGGCUCGGGCCAGGAUGAGAGCGGCUCUGAGAAUGAAGGGGCUGAUGAUGAAGACGACGAUAACGAAAUUCCGCCAAAUCGAGCCAAGUCUCCAGACCAACACAACGAUGAUGAAGAAAACCCCAGCGAGAACAUCAUCCACGCUGCUGCAACACAAUCACAGUCGCAGUCAGCGCCAUUGUUCACCCCGAAUUUGCUCUCACAGCCAAGCAACAGCGACGAGCACAUGCGUGGAUGGCUGAGCGUGCACCCGCACGCGUCGUCUCAGAUGGAGGCCGACUCGCAGGGGUCGUUUGCGGCAACUGCACCCGUGGUGGCAACCCCGUCUCAACACCCCACACGACACAUCGAAUGGAACGACGGCACUGUGGUGGCUUCGCAGCACCGCUCGCCUGCUGCUGCAGCCCACUCUGCCACCACCAACCGCGUACUGUUCCCUGGCACAUCGGAGGUCGAUGAGGAGCAAGAAAAAGAAGCGGAAGACGCAGACGAAGACGAAGCAUCUCUCUUCCCUCCCUCGUGGUCCAAGUCCGACGCCAGCCUCUUUUUCAAGUACCUUGCUCGCUAUGGUCGACACCAACCCGAGCGGAUAGCAACUGCUCUUGGAAGCAAGAACGCGUUUCAAAUAUCUGUGAUGAUUGCCAUUCUCGAUGAUGCCAGCCAGCAAGUCGGGGUUGCGGACGACAGCACUGGACCACUGGAGCAUCAAGAAGCGAUCGAAACGUCACAGGAAGACUUGGCGCGUGAGUUGACGCGCGCCCGCCGCAAGGCAGAUCGCGAGCAGAAGCGAUUUAAACUCGCGACGCGCAAGAUGCAUGCCGACCGGAAGGGCCUUCUCGAGCGCAAGCCUCUCCGCAACAUUGCUCGUCGAAUGCAUGCUGCACGAGUUUCACACAUCCAGAAUCCCAAUCUAGAGUCGUUGACAGAGGCGCUCCGUGAUUGGUUGAGCUUGGUAAUUCCCGUUUCCGGGUUGAUCGCAGUCGAGCGUGGCAAGAAUGAAUGCAGUCGCCACGCUGUUCAGUUUAUCCUGGAUUCGGAUGUGCGAGUGGCCGUGGGGUUGUUGUCCAGCGUUCAAACGCAAUCGGCUGCAGAAAAGCGCGCCGCAAAGCUCGCCGACGAGGCAGCAGCUAGCGAUGCCAACCACGAUUCGGAAAGCCAACUAUCAGAGCCUCACGCAGAUCCAGCAGAAGAUACCGAGUGGAGCCAUGCUGCAGAAGGCUCCAGUCAUGCGGAAGAGGAAGAUGAAGAAGAAGAGGAGGAGGAAGAUGAAGCGUCCGGCGAUUCUGACACGGAAGAGGCUCGGCCAAACUCGCAUGUACACGCUACAAGCACUGGAAGCACCAGCAGUGAAUCCGAGACGGAUGAGCGAGUUAUGUCGCAGUUGCCACAAGCCAGCCAAGACAGUAAUAGCAGCAGCAGCAGCAGCAGCAGCAGCAGCAGCAGCAGCAGCAGCAGCAGCAGCAGCAGCAGCGACGCGAGCGACAAAAAGACGAGCCGAGGAGCCAUUGGAGCCACACUCUCCGCGCCAAAAGCAGCGCAAAGAGGUCGACGAGAGAGUUCGAAACGCUGCUGCAGCUCGUGGCCGCCAACGAAGACGAUAA
Molecule: messenger RNA, 2457 nt
Organism: Capsaspora owczarzaki ATCC 30864
Lineage: Eukaryota; Filasterea; Ministeriida; Capsasporidae
Source: the annotation of a RefSeq genome assembly